Amoebophrya sp. A25 is the source of this 1545-nucleotide messenger RNA. Lineage: Eukaryota; Dinophyceae; Syndiniales; Amoebophryaceae. The record is from the annotation of a GenBank genome assembly.
AUGCAACCUGCUGGAGGUGGCGGAGCAGAAGGAGGUGGAGGGGAUGACGAUGCAGGUGGUGAUGGGCAACCGAGUAGGACUGCUGAUGCUGAAGCGGGAAAGGAUCCUGGUGAAAAUAGUGGUGGAUCGGCAGGGGAUGGCAAAGAGGCUGAUGAUGGACAGGCAGUACACGAUGGUGGAGAGGAACUAGGAAAGGGAGAGCAACAAAAGCAAGGUGGAAAGUCGUCCGGAUCAGGGUUCAGCUGGUUCGACCCGCGGAGCUGGGGCCGGCCUAGCUGGCUUCGCUUGCCUGUACUUCCGCGGCUCUCCGGAAGUGGUGCAAACUCCGCACCGAAGAAGGACGGAAAGAAAGAGACGGAUGCCGCGGAAGCUGGGAGAGAACCGUCACAGGGGGCCGCCGCUGCGGAAGGUGGAGCUCCAGCCCCAGGCGAGGCCACGGAAGGCGAUGGCACAGCGAAGAAGGAGAGAGCAAGGGCAGACGGAGCCGCGCCGGCCGAAGAAGCUGUACCAGCAGAUGCCAGUCGAGAGAGUGAGCCAGCAACACAACCACAAGCCGCGGGUGGUCAGGCAGGGGCAGAGGCCACUCCAGCAAGCGACUCCACGUCGACCCCGAAGGCUGAACAGGCAUCCCCCACUGAAGUCAAAGAUGCCACCACUGAAGCCACAGCGCCUCAAGACACUGCAUCGGCAGUUCCCACUGCAGAGGGUGAGAAAGCCGACACGCAGACUCCGAUGGCUCAGUCAGCAGUCACCGCUCAAACGAGUGAAUCCACGGCGGCUCAGCAUGGUAGCAAGGCACCCGAGGAGGGAAGCUCUGAGCCGAGGGGGUACACCCGCUGGUGGAAUCGGAUGCCGGGACGCAAAUAGAUGAGCAGUCUAACGGAUUCAGUACCGAUUGCGAUCGAGAUGAAAUCGAAACCUGGAUGCCAUGUACUUACAAUUGUGAACCUAUGUGUCAAUCUAAAUCUACCUUUUCACCCCCAAUUUACAACAUGAUUUUUUUUUCUUUCGAACAAUAACAAAGACAAAGUAGAAAAGUAAGGAGUUUUUUUUUUGAGCAAAAGGUAGGAAAAUUAUUUCAAAUUGUUUUUGAUUCUAAAAGAAGGCAUUCAACAGUAGACAAAGAUGAUAUCCACCAGAUCGUCGGUUACCCUAGAGCAAUAGAUGUUACAGGUCGUCCCUCACUAAACAUUUUGAAUGGUAAUAUAAUGUUUUUUUUCAUACUAGAGUUAGUUUGUUGGAUAGUUCAGAUUCGGAAAAGGAACAGGAAGCAUUAUCUAAAUGUAAAAGUUCGAACACGUGGUCGUAGCAACAAUGGAAUAUCUAUUGGAUGAAAUAAUUGAGAUAUUCCUGAAUACCUGAUCAACAGUCGGCAAGGAAGAUGACAAACAGAUAUGUAGUAUGACAAACUGAUGUGGAAGAUGAUGUUAAAAGAUGAUGUUAAGCUGGUCACAACAAAUUAUUGUACAACAACAAGUUGCUGGAUGCUCAGUGAAGAAACCAUUGAUGAAGGAUGAACCUUCACUGCGUGUGAUGCAUAGGCGG